Trichophyton benhamiae CBS 112371 is the source of this 3078-nucleotide messenger RNA. RefSeq lists its product as uncharacterized. Gene Ontology annotation, cellular component: exocyst. Lineage: Eukaryota; Fungi; Ascomycota; Eurotiomycetes; Onygenales; Arthrodermataceae. Bases 1 to 3078 code for a protein of 1025 amino acids. The record is from RefSeq and is a predicted model, not a curated record. The transcript has 2 exons. Gene Ontology annotation, biological process: exocytosis; Golgi to plasma membrane transport.
AUGGCCGAUGUUCAGCCCCGGGAUGCGGCGCAGUUCUACAACCUGCCGGAUCUCUACCCGGAGGAGUGGCCCGCACAGCUAGACUCCGACAGCGAUGGCGAGGGUGAAGGCCCCUCGAAGAGCGAUGACUAUCGCCGCCGGUCCCAGAUACGAUACUCCGGCCUGAUUGCAGGGAAACGAGACCAGGAAAGGUUCAAAGGCGGCGAUGGCACAGCGCUGAAGGACGAGCCUGAUCCCCUCGGAGGGCCAGAUACGAUUCUAAGAACAUUAAGGAUGCGCGGGCUCCCCGUCGACGACGAGAGAGUGCGGAAGCAGUUCUUGCUCUCUUCCAAGAACUUUUCAGCGUCUGAUUUCCUCUCUGAAACGCAGGAGUCAGCCUCGACUCAGUCACUUCUUCAGGGGUUGGACUACCUGUCAAGGUCAAUUGAUGAGAAGUCUGCCUCGCUGAAGAUGCUGGUCGAAUCAAACUUUGAGAGAUUCGUGCGAGUCAAGGCAACACUAGAUAACGUCUAUACGGAAAUGAAGAAUAGUGGUGAGAGCAAUUCGCGACUGCAUAGGUCUCCAUCUGGCGAGCACCGCAGGUCAGGCUCCCAAUUAGGUGGUUCAGCUACCACAGGCUUAUGGCGAUCGAAGAGCAAGCCUGCCCUUCGGCCAGAUACACCAAGCUCUGGAAGUCUGACAAAUGUCUCUGGCAUCAGUACUCCGUUGGCAGAAGCAUCUGAACAAGCACGGGAACUAUGGAGUGAAGCUUUGAACGGUCAGCAGCGCGAGGAAGGUCUCAAAUCUAUUUUAGAUGCAGUCGAAAAGCAGCGUGAGAUGUAUGAAAUCGGAGGCCAUUUAUCAAAAUCCAUCCAGGAGCGUGAUUACCAGACGAUCUUCGAUCAAUAUAACAGCGCUAGGAGAUUUGCAAACGAGGCGAAGGCUGUUGCAGAACGGGCUGCAUCGACUAAACAGCCGCUUAGAGAUGAACAGGUCUAUACCAUUCUGGUCACUGGAAGAAUGUGGAUGGACGUCGAAAAGCAAAUCCAAGCAUUCAAACGCGAUUUAUGGAAACGACUUAGCAAUGCACAAUCUACCUCACCCGUUGGCGCGGGCGGUGUGCAAGCUGAGGAGCAUAUGGAACUUAUAGCCGCUCUCCUUGAACUUGGAGUAGAAGAUAACCCGGUAUGGGUCUGGCUCCUUAGCCGCUAUGAUUACUUGAAGAACAAGAUUACUGCCUUCUGCCAAAGGUCAAGAUUUGAGAUUGAGACUCUAAGGCGACGGCUUGCCGCCGGGAAGAAGCCUGAUCCACAACUUGUCGCUCCCUACCUGCGGAAUUCUCUAAGCGAGGGAUCUAGACCCAGCAGACAUCACCUUGACUCAGAAUCAGUAAUUGAACUCUGGGAAUGUAUACACACCUUCUUAAAGAAACUACUUUCCGUCCAAGGCGGCAUUCUUGGAGAUGUACUUGGGUUCUGGGAUUCCACGCAGUCUUUUCUUGAUGGAAGCAAACAGAGAUUGUUACCCGCUGGAUUUGACGGUGAGAGCCGGAAACAUCACCGCCUGUCCACCAACGGAGUCAACGAUCUCAAAGAUGGCAUCAUCGAGCUUAUGGGUCUGAUCCGCGACAAUGUUGUCACCAUUUUUGCCGAACCUCCUGAAGACCUGGCCUCUCUCAUCCCCUCUGCUCUGCCAACAAGUCCAACUGUCCCCUUUACUGGGCUUACACCCGAAUCUCGUUUGAUGGUUGAUCCCCAGAAUAUUCCUCCGCUACCAGAGAAAACAGGGCAGCCGUGGGAUGAUUUCGCAUUCUGGCCGCCCUACUCAAACUCCCUGAGUGGAGUACACUACCUCGGUGAAUUCUUAAUUUUAAUCGGCACUGCUGCAAGCGAGAUGGCUUCUCUAAGCCCCAUAUCAGGCCACAGCGGCUCCUAUGAUAGACUGAAACUCCUGGUGAGCGGAACCCGUGAAAGAUGCGCUCGUGCUGCUUGUGCCGCGUGGAAUAGUGAUGCCGAACUCUGCAAAUACCUUGAAGAUUGGACGCGGCACCAAACAAUUAAGAGUUUGAGUAAAAUGCCGAGUUAUUUUAUGACCUUUGAAUCUUCAAUUCUUUCUGGGAUGCAAAAAAUACUAUAUAUUUCUGAAUCGAUGAGAAAACCUGGUGCGGUAGAAGUUAUUACACCUCCUCCGGCAAAACUUCUCCAAUUGGUGAGAACGCAGUUCGUGACUAGCGUGUACAAAGCCUUGAGUGGCCUAGUUGAAAACGCUGAGCACCCAGUGAACGCUGACGUCGACGUUGAAUGGGUACUUCCUAGCCCUGAGGGUGCAGCAACAGGCCCAGAUACCCAUUCUUCCGUCUUUGCAAGUGGAGGAGUUGACUCAAACAACAGGAACGUCCGUAUAUUAUUGACUCUGUCCAAUCUCAAAUCUCUCCGUGCUGAGCACGUACCACAACUCAUCACGACAUUUGAGUCUUCAUUCGCUGUGAAACUGACGGACGAAUCGAAAACCAUUCAAGAUGUACUGGGCCAGAUUGAUACCCGUUUGUUCCAGUCAUAUCUCAAACCGAUAGUUGAAACCCUGAAACAUACUAUCCUUGAGGGAAUCGCAUCCCCUGACUGGGUUCCAGCAAACAGUCGCCCAGAUCAAAUCCGACCAUACGUAUAUUCAACGAUGCUCUCACUUGUAAUGGUUCACAAUGAGGUCUCUACCACCCUUCCAAUGAGGGUUCCAACUCCCCAGUCUUCCUCCUCAUCUAAUCUGACCAAUAAAAUUCUGGCUGAACUUCUCACUCAGGUCUCCAGUGCUCUGCUCGAGGCAUUCAUGAGACGGUCCCAGUAUACUCUGCCUGCGCUCAUGCAAGCUACCUUGGACACGGAGUUUAUCGCCCAAACACUAUCUCAAUACUCAACCGAUGCUGCAUCCAAGGUUCAAGGACAAAUAUACCUUGAACUAGACCGCAGGACCACCAAUGAUGCUCGUGCAAAGCUACAGGCCGAACUUGGUGAGAUGCGUGGCGUUUUGAAGAGGUUGAGGGAAGCCACUCGUGGAGAAUUUGCAUGCUUCAGGAAACCGAAAACUCCGAGCUCCUCGAAGUAA